AUGGCUUCAGCAUCUCGCCCGCGGUGGGGAAUUCUGGGAGCUGGUGGAAUCUGCAAUGACUUUGCCGUAGGCAUCGUCAUGGCCGGGGGAUCCAUCUCGGCGGUUGGUGCCAGCUCGGUAGCCAAGGCCGAGGUGCUGGCGGCAAAAGUCAAGGCAGGGCAAGCGCACGGAUCCUACGAAGCGCUUGUGGCCGAUCCCACUGUGGACGUGGUGUAUAUCGGUACAAUCCAUACCAUGCACCGACCUCAUGCGCUCAUGGCACUGGCUGCUGGAAAGCACGUGGUUUGUGAGAAGCCACUCGCUGUGAACGAGGCCGAGGCAAAGGAGAUUAUUGACACUGCCCGAGCUAAAGGGCUGUUUCUCAUGGAGGCCAUGUGGACCCGGUUCUUCCCCCUGACACGAAAGGUGCGAGAGAUCGUGGCAGGCGGUAGCCUGGGGAAGCCAAGAUGCUUGCAGGCAGACUUCGGAUUUGUGGGCCCAUCAGACGCCAAGCACCGGCUGUGGGACCCAAACCAGGCGGGGGGUGGCAUGCUAGACAUCGGCAUCUACCUCGUGCAGCUCGCGACGAUGAUCUUUGGGAUGGCCACGGCUGAUGUGAAGGGCACCGCCGUCUUGACCGAGCAGGGAGUGGACGCUGAGGGUUCCCUGUCAAUCUGUUGGAAGGACUCAGGUACUGCCAGCUUGAUGUAUACUCUUCGGGCCGUAACGCCAGAAAGGGCUUGCAUCAUGUUUGACGGCGGGUACCUCACGAUUGAGGGCCCGGCUCACACCCCAACGUCCGUGACAGUCUCGAGGUCAGACGGAGCUCGAGGGAAAGUUGAGCCUGAGACAUACACCGUUCCCUUGCCCUCGCUACCAAACGGGCUGACGGUCAACUACCCAUCCUCGGAAGGAAUGGUUUAUGAAGUUGAAGCUGUAGAGGCCUGUCUGAAGGCAGGACAGCUGGAAUGUCAGGAAUACCCCUUGGACGAGAGCCUUACAGUGCUCCGGAUCAUGGAUGCUUUUCGCCAACAAGUGGGAGUUUCCUAUCCGGGCGAGCAGGCGUCAUGUACAGUUUCAUGA
This is a messenger RNA of Symbiodinium sp. CCMP2456, 1062 nucleotides long. The record is from the annotation of a GenBank genome assembly. Lineage: Eukaryota; Dinophyceae; Suessiales; Symbiodiniaceae.